Molecule: messenger RNA, 600 nt
Organism: Acytostelium subglobosum LB1
Lineage: Eukaryota; Evosea; Eumycetozoa; Acytosteliales; Acytosteliaceae
Exons: 2
Coding region: 1-600 (199 amino acids)
Biological process (GO): mitotic recombination; double-strand break repair via single-strand annealing; double-strand break repair via homologous recombination
Cellular component (GO): nucleus
Source: RefSeq, a predicted model, not a curated record
AUGGAUGAAAAUAGCAAAGUAUUGUUUGGAAAUGAGUCAUAUACACAGGAGGAGAUAGAGAGGUUGGCAAUUGAAUUGUCAACUCCACUGCCUAGAGAUGAUCAGAGUGAACGUCCGGGUCCAGGUGGUACCCGUCUCACUUAUCUAGAGUCAUGGAAAGCAAUAGAGAUUGCAAACAGAGUGUUUGGUUUCAAUGGAUGGUCAUCAAGAAUAGUAGAGUUAACAUUAGACUUUUGCGAGGUUGCUCCAUCUGGCAAGUGGAGAGCAGGUGCAUCAGCAAUCAUACGUAUAAUGCUAAAGGAUGGUACUUUUCAUGAUGAUGUUGGCUUUGGUAUGAGAGAGGACUCGAACAAGGGCACAUCAAUUGAGCAUGCAAAGAAGGAGGCUGUAUCAGAUGCAAGGAAGAGAUCACUUAGAGUGUUUGGCAAUGCUCUAGGUAACAAACUAUACGACAAGGAUCCAUUAAAGUUGAAGAAGGAUAAGCAAGGCGGCGGUGCUCCACAGGCCAGACCACAACAACAACAACAACAACAACAGCAACCAAUGGUUCAACAGCAGCCACAACAGCAACAACCAUUAUCAUUCGACUUUGACGCAUAA